GCCGCCGUGGCCUACUCGAAGCCGCGCUUGGCCACGUUCUGGUACUACGCCAAGGUGGAGCUGGCCCCGCCGAGCCCCGCCGAGAUCCCCCAGGCCAUCGACAGCAUGAAGGCCAUGGUCCGGAGCUUCCAGAGCGGCCGCCUGGCGCAGCUCACCGUCAAGGAAGCGCUGAGGAAUGGUCUGGUGGCCACGGAGGUGCUGAUGUGGUUUUACAUUGGGGAGAUCAUAGGCAAGGGCAACCUGAUCGGGUACAACGUCUGA
Molecule: messenger RNA, 261 nt
Organism: Cariama cristata (Red-legged seriema)
Lineage: Eukaryota; Metazoa; Chordata; Aves; Cariamiformes; Cariamidae
Gene: ATP5MG
Product: ATP synthase, H+ transporting, mitochondrial Fo complex, subunit G
Exons: 2
Biological process (GO): proton motive force-driven ATP synthesis
Molecular function (GO): proton transmembrane transporter activity
Source: RefSeq, a predicted model, not a curated record